Molecule: messenger RNA, 1440 nt
Organism: Exophiala bonariae
Lineage: Eukaryota; Fungi; Ascomycota; Eurotiomycetes; Chaetothyriales; Herpotrichiellaceae
Exons: 2
Coding region: 1-1440 (479 amino acids)
Biological process (GO): negative regulation of transcription by RNA polymerase II
Cellular component (GO): Sin3-type complex
Molecular function (GO): histone deacetylase binding
Source: RefSeq, a predicted model, not a curated record
AUGGCGUACUCUCCAUCUCCCACAUCACCCAUUCCACAGAUCGACAACCCUUCAUUCCCUCCUCGUCGGUCGCCCACCCCACCGAUUCAACCUGUCUCUAAGAGAGACAAGCGCCGGAAUCAACAUGUGGCUCAUCAACAAGAACUCUACAGCGAGCUGGCUUCAAAUCGGGAACAGCAUUAUCGAGAACAACUCAUUGCUCUUCAAACCGACAUGAGUCUGAUCUCACAAGCUGACCCUUACGACCCUGAACCCCUCGAGGAUUCCCCAGAAGAGGUGGCGCGAAUCGCAGAGCUCGCAGCAUCCGGCACUCCUUACCAAUCUCAAAUGUCUUCGCUUGCGGGCAAGUGGUACGCUGAGUUUGUGCAUGAAGUGAACGAUGCCAAGGAAGCCAAAGAAUUGGCCCUCAUUCAACUAAUGAACAACCACGAGGCCCGUUUGAAGCGCAUCGAGUAUGAGUGUGACUACCGACUCCAUUUGGCCGCAGAGGAGUGUGAACACAUGACCACCACUCUCAGAGAACGACUUUUCACAGCCUUGUCAAACAAGAGGCAAAAGCUCAUGAAAGAGAAGGAACAACUUGAUAUUGCCGACACCAAUGCUCUACUUCUUCAUCCUAGCCAAUUCAGCAUCACCAAUCCUGCCAGUCCUGGAAGCCAGCCAACCAGUCGAAAGACCCGAUUCACACGACACCGAGAGCAAGAGGAACUGAACGGCGUCAGCGACGUGUCUCACAACAGACGCAAGCGCAAGGCCGCUGAAGAAGAUGUUGGAUCGCCCUCACGAAACGGCAUUUCUACACCUGGAGAACGUGCUCGAGCAACCCUUGCCCCACAGAGCGCACCUGUCUAUUCCGUGCAUACCCUCUUCACCGACAAAGAGCUGAACUUCCAAUCUCACCAAGCCCAGAUCGCAGCUCGUCAUUACUUUACCACUUCACGCAAGGAGGGCGAGGCAAGCAAUACUCGAAGACGAGGAAGAGAUGAUGCAGACAAGCCUUCAGGCUCAGAUGACGAAUCAGGUUCGGAAGAAGAUGAACAUCUCGAGGCACCCGAGAUGGAUCGGUCGACGAGCCAGAACGUCCACAUCACCCGAUCGACCAGAACCACGGGCGGACUAGGUGGUCUCAACUCGCUUAGCGAUCUAGCAGAGAAAGCAGCGAGCCGUCCAGCAUUGCCGUACGCGACACUACACACGCAUCAAGGCCGAGCAGGAACAUUCCUUCCGCAACCGAGUCGAUUGAUGGCAGAAGAAGUGGACGAAGAUUUGAUGAAGAUUCUACAGGGCGAAUCACAACCGCCGGGACAGGUGGACCGAAAGGCUAUUGAAGAAGCGCUCAAACCAUUAUCGGAGGGUAGAAGCAAUCUUGCUCCGGACUGGCCAGUGUACUUGGACAUGCAUCUAGUCGACGUGGACUCACGAGUUGCAGGGAAGGUUUGA